GUAAAGUGUGUGCGGUUUCUUAGGCUGGAACAACAGAAGCGUACGGCUUCUUAGCUGAAUGCUAACAACAAGGGUUGGGAUGUUUCGGCGCUCGAGAUUCAGCGUUCGUCCCAAUGUGGGCGGACCUGGAAGGACGGGUGCCGCGCCGCAGGAAGCCACUCCAGGGGGAAAGGAGGCCAGCCAGGCCCCCAAAGCCAUCAGCGAGGGUGCGCCUUUAUCCACAGUGGAUGACUGCAAGCCUGGUGACACUCCUGUGGCUGCACCUACUGCCUUGGGCGAUGGAAACGAGCCAAGUGGGGAAGCCUCGUCAGCUGCCGUCCAGAGGAGGAAGCGCUUCUCUGUCAAGCCCAGGGUGGCCCCGGGUCGCCCCUCCAUUGUCCCUCGAGUGCCCAAGUCCCCCGCCAAGUUGGUCCCUGAGAGUCCGGCGAAAGUCUCAGAACUUGAGUCGACAACAUCAAAUGAAGCUAAAAGUCCAGCAGCCACACCCCAGGCCCCAUCUUCCCCGAUGCCCACGACAGACACCAAGCUACCUCACGUGCAACCCACCUUUUCCCCGCCUGAGGGGUGUGCUGACGCCCUAAAAGAAGCCCCCCCGCUGCCAGACCUUGGCAAACAGACAGAGAAGAGCCCUAACAGUUCCAUAAAGGUUCCUCACAGACCGCUGGAUAAAGUUUCUCUGCCAGACAGAGAGGCUGCUGAACUGUCAGAGAAGGCCAAGACUCUUCUGUCGUCCAAGGGCAAGAAGUCCAUUGCCAGAUUCUCCCUGAGCCGACUUUUAAACGACCCCUCAGAUAUUCAGAGGCUGGAAAAUGCUGAGAAGCUACGGGAUCUGCUCAGACAGGAGAUGCGGAAAGAAAAAGGUAUCAAGAAGCGGAAGAAGCCCGUAAAGGAAUUUAGUGUGGAUCCUACCAAAAUGACUAUGAGGGACCUCAUCCGGUACUUACCGCUGUCCAACCCCAUGUCAUCCAGUUUAGAGGACGACACCGAGCAAAAUGAGACCGUGACUCCGUUUACUCCAAGAAUGGAAAUACUGCCAGAGAGAACACAGGAACCGGAAGCAGAAGUUGUCCCCGCCGUGGUGGACCAAACGGAGGAGGAAGAGGAGGACGUUGAGGGGCCAGGCCAGGGUGACGAGGAAGACGACGCACUGAUGGUUCCGCAGGUCAAAGUUGCAGAAGAUGGAACCCUCAUCCUGGACGAGGAGAGUUUGACUGUGGAGGUCCAGAGAGCCAAAGGACCCAACCCGGCAGAGGGCAGAGACCCCAUCUUUGAACGCGGCUCCACCACCACCUACUCCAGUUUCAGGGCCUCCACCUACUGCAAGCCUUGGUCCAGCGAAGAGACAGACAUGUUCUUCCUGGCGAUCAGCAUGGUGGGGACGGACUUCUCCAUGAUCUGUCAGCUCUUUCACAACAGAACGCGGUCAGAGAUAAGGAACAAGUUUAAGAAAGAGGAGAAACAGAACUCCUGGAGAGUCGACAAAGCUUUUCGGGAGAGACGCAAACUGGACAUUGAGUAUUUUUCCAAGCUGCUAGAGAAGAUACUGGAAGUGCAGCUAAGCCGGAAGAAACUCAAGUCACUCGUGGUGAAGAACCCACCCAAGAAGAGCCAGGGGAAGUCAAAAGGCAGAAAGAGGAAGAAAGCCGCUGGCAAGCUCAGCGCCAGCGAGGAGGAAGACGAGGUGGAAGAGGACAGCCUCUUAUGCUCGGAGGCGGAGGACGGAGAGAAAGAGAACGAAGGAGGAACCCUGUCCUCUAAAGUCAAGAAGAAACUGAAAAGCAAGGUGGACGCCUCUGCUGCAAAGCCGGCAAAGAAGAAAAGUAAAGCGAGUGAAAAGAGUAGCGAAGAAGGUGAAGAUGAGGCCUGCCUGCCCGAGGACACGGAAGCAGCCCUUCCUGAAGAUCACCCUGACUCGGAAGUGUGUGAAAGUGCAGAGACGGAAAAAGCAUCCAAUGGAGCCACGAUCACACCCGCUAAGCUCCCCCGAGGUGGCGCGGCUAAAUCCGUGGGCCGAAAGUGCAGUAAAAAGCUCCCUCCCUCUCCUACCACGGCAGCCGAAGAUGGAGACGGGGAGUCCGCUAAACAGGACGAGAGUGUGAAGGACGACGCCUCGAAAGACCAGGUCAACAAAGAGGCAUUACCUUCAAGAGAAGCCAGCGAUGAUGAUGUUGAUGACUCCUGUAGCGAUGAAGACUCUGGAGAUGAAGAUUACUCCGUUAAACCUGCGAAACCCACCAGAUCCGGGAGGAUCCCCAAACCUACUGCACUCUUAAGUUACCCUGCGCCCUCCACUCGGACCGCCCCCAAGAGGGACAGAACAACCAAGGCACCGUCUGCUGCCCCGUCGUCCAAAAAGCCCAAACUUGUUAUGCUGAGAGCGACUCAGUCCGAAUCAAGUGCGGAGGAGUUGGAGGAGGAAGAUAUGAAGGAGCUGUGGUGUGACAACAGCACUCAGGCGUUUGUGCCCGCCAGCCUGCGCUCCCCCCACGCCGUAAUAUGCCAGGUCGAGGAAGCAGUAGAGGAGCUCGAUAUCUUGGCGGAUAUGUCUGUCUUGGACAUGUCCCAAGAUGAACUGUGCCUCAACUCGUCGUGCGAACGGGCCCAAAUUGAGACCGGAUCAAGAGAAACUUCUGCGCAUCAGCUGGACCUUCUGGUCGAUGUCAUAGACUUACUUUCCUCUGAGCACGCUGGAGUGUCUGAGGUGGAGAGCUACAAUGAGGCUGCUCAAACCCUGCUGGCUAUCGGCAAUGUCUCUCAUCCCUCGCAGUCAGACACCACGCAAGGUCAAAUCACAGGCGUACCGUCGGACAGUGGAUAUGAAACAAGUAGACGUUUGGAAGAGGAAAUUGUUGCGGAGUUCAUUGAAGAAAACACCUCCACACCAAUUAUGUCUGUACCUCUAGACCAGAAAGUCACGGAUGCAUUUGAAACUGCACCUGUUGGGCCAACAAACGCAGAGUCCUCACCUCACGUUGGUGAGGAGACAUGCUGUGAACAGAGACACGUUUCAGAUCAUGACCUAACCCGACCGUUGCAAUCAAACACACGGACCAGAAUAGCUCGCUCAUCCAAGGUUAAACCAAAACCUAACUUGGCCAAAGCCUUAAGAGCUGCACAUUCCAAAACUCAACCAGAAACAUCAUCACAAGGGUCAACCAUGGAGAGCCAUAGUGUUGCUCCUGACCUGUCGAAAGACCUCUCUGAAGAACCGUCCUCAAAGAUAGCAAAAUGUAGUCAAUCUUCUGAAAAACAGACUUUUGACAUGCAUGCCAAGUCUACAGAUGCUGAAAAAAGUGAAAGCGAAGCAUCUGAUGCUGCAGUCACAGAAACACUAGCUCAAGAGUCAGGUUAUGUUGCCAUGCCAGUUGUACAUGAAGGUCAGAACUCUAGCGAACUCCUGUCAUCUCGACCUACCAGGACCACAACAAGUAAGGUAGAACCACAGCCAACUUGUACUUUCUCUCCUAAGAAAAUCAGUCCAAGUGCCAAUUCUUCUUCAUCUGUGACAACAACCAUGAGUUUGAGCUCUAAUCUUGUAGAGGAACUGGCUUCUAGUGGAAUGAAGAAUACACAUACAGGACUUACUAAUCAACUCAGUAGUGAAUCAAAACCCACGGAUGCUGAAAAGAAAAAGGUUGAAUGUAGUCCAAAUGAAGCGGCAGCAUUUGAUGAUGCAGUCACAGAACCACUAACUCAAGAGUCAAACAUGCAUUUGAUCCAAAAAGGUGAAGAUAAUGGUGCCAUGAUAGAGGUACAUGAAGGUCAGAACUCUAGCGAACACCGGUCAUCUCCACCCUUUAAGAGGAAUCGAUUCCACCGAGUGAAACCAAAACCAAACCUUUCACAGAUAUCAAAAAGUGCACGUUCUAAACCUCAAACCACGAACGAGACUAGUGAUUCUUCAAAGCUGGAAUCAACUUGGACGACAACAAGUAUGGUAAACCCACAGCCAACUUGUACCUUCUCUCCUAAAAAAACAAGUCCAAGUGCCAAUUCUGCUUCAUCUGUGACAACAGCCAUGGACAUCCGCCCUAAUCUGGUACCUCCAGAAGAACUGACUUGUGGUGAGAUAGUGACAAGUACUGAAAAUUAUGAACAGCUCAAUAUUGAAACAAAAUCCACAGAUGCUGAACAGUUUGAAUUUGGUUCAAAUAAAGAGGCAGCAGAUGAUGAUGCAGUCACAGAACCACUAGCUCAAGAGUCUAGCAUGCCUUUGAUCCAAAAAGGUGGAUUUAAUGACAACAUGCCAGAGGCACAUGAAGGUCUGGACUCUAGCGAACUCCUGUCAUCUCCACCCUUUAAGAUGAAUCCAUUCCACCGAGUCAAACCAAAACCAAACCUUUCACAGAUAUCAAAAAGUGCACGUUCUAAACCUCAAACCACGAACGAGACUAGUGAUUCUUCAAAGCUGGAAUCAACUUGGACGACAACAAGUAUGGUAAAACCACAACCAACUUGUACCUUCUCUGCUACGAAAACAAGUCCAAGUGCCAAUUCUACUUCAUCUGUGACAACAACCAUGGACGUCAGCUCUAAUCUGGUACCUACAGAAGAACUGGCCUCUGGUGAGAUAGUGACAAGUACUGGACAAAAUGAACAGUUCAAUAUUGAAACAAAAUCCACAGAUGCUGAACAGUUUGAAUUUGGUUCAAAUGAAGAGGCAACAGCUGAUGAUGCAGUCACAGAACCACUAGCUCAAGAGUCUAGCAUGCCUUUGAUCCAAAAAGGCGGAUUUAAUGACAACAUGCCAGAGGCACAUGAAGGUCAGGACUCUAGCGAACUCCAGUCAUCUCCACCCUUUAAGAGGAAUCGAUUCCACCGAGUCAAACCAAAACCAAACCUUUCACAGAUAUCAAAAAGUGCACGUUCUAAACCUCAAACCACGAACGAGACUAGUGAUUCUUCAAAGCUGGAAUCAACUUGGACAACAACAAGUAUGGUAAAACCACAGCCAACUUGUACCUUCUCUGCUACGAAAACAAGUCCAAGUGCCAAUUCUACUUCAUCUGUGACAACAACCAUGGACGUCAGCUCUAAUCUGGUACCUACAGAAGAACUGGCCUCUGGUGAGAUAGUGACAAGUACUGGACAAAAUGAACAGUUCAAUAUUGAAACAAAAUCCACAGAUGCUGAACAGUUUGAAUUUGGUUCAAAUAAAGAGGCAGCAGCUGAUGAUGCAGUCACAGAACCACUAGCUCAAGAGUCUAGCAUGCCUUUGAUCCAAAAAGGUGGAUUUAAUGACAACAUGCCAGAGGCACAUGAAGGUCUGGACUCUAGCGAACUCCUGUCAUCUCCACCCUUUAAGAUGAAUCCAUUCCACCGAGUCAAACCAAAACCAAACCUUUCACAGAUAUCAAAAAGUGCACGUUCUAAACCUCAAACCACGAACGAGACUAGUGAUUCUUCAAAGCUGGAAUCAACUUGGACGACAACAAGUAUGGUAAAACCACAGCCAACUUGUACCUUCUCUGCUACGAAAACAAGUCCAAGUGCCAAUUCUACUUCAUCUGUGACAACAACCAUGGACGUCAGCUCUAAUCUGGUACCUACAGAAGAACUGGCCUCUGGUGAGAUAGUGACAAGUACUGGACAAAAUGAACAGUUCAAUAUUGAAACAAAAUCCACAGAUGCUGAACAGUUUGAAUUUGGUUCAAAUAAAGAGGCAGCAGCUGAUGAUGCAGUCACAGAACCACUAGCUCAAGAGUCUAGCAUGCCUUUGAUCCAAAAAGGUGGAUUUAAUGACAACAUGCCAGAGGCACAUGAAGGUCUGGACUCUAGCGAACUCCUGUCAUCUCCACCCUUUAAGAUGAAUCCAUUCCACCGAGUCAAACCAAAACCAAACCUUUCACAGAUAUCAAAAAGUGCACGUUCUAAACCUCAAACCACGAACGAGACUAGUGAUUCUUCAAAGCUGGAAUCAACUUGGACGACAACAAGUAUGGUAAAACCACAACCAACUUGUACCUUCUCUGCUACGAAAACAAGUCCAAGUGCCAAUUCUACUUCAUCUGUGACAACAACCAUGGACGUCAGCUCUAAUCUGGUACCUACAGAAGAACUGGCCUCUGGUGAGAUAGUGACAAGUACUGGAAAUUAUGAACAGUUCAAUAUUGAAACAAAAUCCACAGAUGCUGAACAGUUUGAAUUUGGUUCAAAUGAAGAGACAGCAGCUGAUGAUGCAGUCACAGAACCACUAGCUCAAGAGUCUAGCAUGCCUUUGAUCCAAAAAGGCGGAUUUAAUGACAACAUGCCAGAGGCACAUGAAGGUCUGGACUCUAGCGAACUCCUGUCAUCUCCACCCUUUAAGAUGAAUCGAUUCCACCGAGUCAAACCAAAACCAAACCUUUCACAGAUAUCAAAAAGUGCACGUUCUAAACCUCAAACCACGAAAGAGACUAGUGAUUCUUCAAAGCUGGAAUCAACUUGGACGACAACAAGUAUGGUAAAACCACAGCCAACUUGUACCUUCUCUGCUACGAAAACAAGUCCAAGUGCCAAUUCUACUUCAUCUGUGACAACAACCAUGGACGUCAGCUCUAAUCUGGUACCUACAGAAGAACUGGCCUCUGGUGAGAUAGUGACAAGUACUGGACAAAAUGAACAGUUCAAUAUUGAAACAAAAUCCACAGAUGCUGAACAGUUUGAAUUUGGUUCAAAUAAAGAGGCAGCAGCUGAUGAUGCAGUCACAGAACCACUAGCUCAAGAGUCUAGCAUGCCUUUGAUCCAAAAAGGUGGAUUUAAUGACAACAUGCCAGAGGCACAUGAAGGUCUGGACUCUAGCGAACUCCUGUCAUCUCCACCCUUUAAGAUGAAUCCAUUCCACCGAGUCAAACCAAAACCAAACCUUUCACAGAUAUCAAAAAGUGCACGUUCUAAACCUCAAACCACGAACGAGACUAGUGAUUCUUCAAAGCUGGAAUCAACUUGGACGACAACAAGUAUGGUAAAACCACAAGCAACUUGUACCUUCUCUGCUACGAAAACAAGUCCAAGUGCCAAUUCUACUUCAUCUGUGACAACAACCAUGGACGUCAGCUCUAAUCUGGUACCUACAGAAGAACUGGCCUCUGGUGAGAUAGUGACAAGUACUGGACAAAAUGAACAGUUCAAUAUUGAAACAAAAUCCACAGAUGCUGAACAGUUUGAAUUUGGUUCAAAUGAAGAGGCAACAGCUGAUGAUGCAGUCACAGAACCACUAGCUCAAGAGUCUAGCAUGCCUUUGAUCCAAAAAGGCGGAUUUAAUGACAACAUGCCAGAGGCACAUGAAGGUCUGGACUCUAGCGAACUCCUGUCAUCUCCACCCUUUAAGAGGAAUCGAUUCCACCGAGUCAAACCAAAACCAAACCUUUCACAGAUAUCAAAAAGUGCACGUUCUAAACCUCAAACCACGAACGAGACUAGUGAUUCUUCAAAGCUGGAAUCAACUUGGACGACAACAAGUAUGGUAAAACCACAGCCAACUUGUACCUUCUCUGCUACGAAAACAAGUCCAAGUGCCAAUUCUACUUCAUCUGUGACAACAACCAUGGACGUCAGCUCUAAUCUGGUACCUACAGAAGAACUGGCCUCUGGUGAGAUAGAGACAAGUACUGGAAAUGAUGAACAGCUCAAUAUAGAAACAAAUUCCACAGAUGCUGAACAGUUUGAAUUUGGUUCAAAUAAAGAGGCAGCAGCUGAUGAUGCAGCCACAGAACCACUUGCUCAAGAGUCUAGCAUGUCUUUGAUCCAAAAAGGUGGAUUUAAUGACAACAUGCCAGAGGCACAUGAAGGUCUGGACUCUAGCGAACUCCUGUCAUCUCCACCCUUUAAGAUUAAUCGAUUCCACCGAGUCAAACCAAAACCAAACCUUUCACAGAUAUCAAAAAGUGCACGUUCUAAACCUCAAACCACGAACGAGACUAGUGAUUCUUCAAAGCUGGAAUCAACUUGGACGACAACAAGUAUGGUAAAAUCACAGCCAACGUGUACAUUCUCUCCUGAGAAAACAAGUCAAUGUGCCAAUUCUGCUUCAUCUGUGUUAACAACCAUGAACCUCAGCUCUAAUCUGGUACCUACAGAAGAACUGGCCUCUGGUGAGAUAGUGACAAGUACUGGAAAUGAUGAACAGUUCAAUAUUGAAACAAAAUCCACAGAUGCUGAACAGUUUGAAUUUGGUUCAAAUGAAGAGACAGCAGCUGAUGAUGCAGUCACAGAACCACUAGCUCAAGAGUCUAGCAUGCCUUUGAUCCAAAAAGGCGGAUUUAAUGACAACAUGCCAGAGGCACAUGAAGGUCAGGACUCUAGCGAACUCCAGUCAUCUCCACCCUUUAAGAGGAAUCGAUUCCACCGAGUCAAACCAAAACCAAACCUUUCACAGAUAUCAAAAAGUGCACGUUCUAAACCUCAAACCACGAAAGAGACUAGUGAUUCUUCAAAGCUGGAAUCAACUUGGACGACAACAAGUAUGGUAAAACCACAGCCAACGUGUACAUUCUCUCCUGAGAAAACAAGUCAAUGUGCCAAUUCUACUUCAUCUGUGUUAACAACCAUGAACCUCAGCUCUAAUCUGGUACCUACAGAAGAACUGACUUUUAGUGAGAUAGAGACAAGUACUGGAUGUGAUGAUCAGCUCAGUAGUGAACCAAAAUCCACAGAUGCUGAAGAGAUUGAAUAUGGUGCAAACAAAGAGGCAGCAUCUGAUGAUGCAGUCACAGAACCACUAGCUCAAAAGUCAAGCAUGCCUUUGAUCCAUAAAGGUGGAUUUAAGGAUUCAAUGCCAGAGGUACAUGAAGGUCAGAACUCUAGCGAACUCCAGUCAUCUCCACUUUUAAAGAGAAAUCGAUUUCAACGAGUCAAACCAAAACCAAACCUUACACAGAUAUCAAAAAGAACACGGUCUGAACCUCAAGUCAUAGAAGAGACUAGUCAAUCUUCAAAGCUGGAAUCAACGUGGACGACAACAAGUAAGGUAGAAACACAGCCAACUUGUAUCUUCUCUCCAGAGAAAACAAUUCAAAGUGCCGAUUCUGCUUCGUUUGUGACAACAACCAUGAACUUGAGCUCUAAUCGGGUACCUACAGAGGAACUGGCUUCUAGUGGGAUGAAGAAUACAAGUACAAGACUUGCUAAUCAGCUCAGUAGUGAACCAAAACCCAUGGAUGCUGAAAAGAAAAAGGUUGAAUGUAGUCCAAAUAAAGAGGCAGCAUCUGAUGAUGCAGUCACAGAACCACUAGCUCAAGAGUCAAGCAUGCCUUUGGUACAAGAAUGUGGAAAUAAUGACUCCAUGCCAGAGGUACAUGAAGGUCAGAACUCUAGCGAACUCCAGUCAUCUCAACCCUUUAGAAGGAAUCGAUUCCACCGAUUCAAACCAAAUCUUUCACACAUAUCAAAAUGUGCACGGUCUAAACCUCAAGCCACAAAUGAAACCAGUCAGUCUUCAAAACUGGAAUCAACUUGGACGACAACAAGUAACUUCCUUCCUGAGGAAGCAAGUCCAAGUGCCGAUUCUGCAUCAUUUGUUGCAACAGCCAUGAACUUUAGCACUAUUCAGGUAUCUAAAGAGGAACUGUCUUCUAGUGAGGUGAAGACAAGUACUGGACUUUCUAAUCAGCUCAGCAGUGAGCCAAAACCCACAGAUGACGAAAAUAUUGAAUUUGGUCCUCAUAAAGCGGCAGCAUCUGGUGAUGCAGUCACAGAACUGCUAGCUCAGGAGUCAAAGACGUGUUCAAUCCAAGAAAGUGGAGGUCAUGACACCUUGCCAGAGGUUUAUGAAUGUCAGAGGUCUAGCGAACCCCCGCAAUUUCAGCCCACCAAGAGGAGUCGACUCCAAAGGGUCAAACCAAAACCAAACCUUUCACAGAUAUCAAAAAGUGCACGGUCUAAACCUCAAAUCACAAAAGAAACAAUUAUGUCUACAAAUCUGGAAUGCACCGGAAAAAUAACAACUAAAGUAGAAACACAACCAACUUGUACUUUCUCCCCAGAGAAACCAAGCCCAAAAGAUUCAGUUGUGACACCAUCCAUGGAUUCCAGCACCAGUCUGGUACCUAGAGCGGAACUAACUUCUACUCAGGAGAAGAAGGCAGUUGAACUUACUUACCAGGAAGAGUCUAGUUUACCAGUGGUGGAUGCGAGAAAAGAAAACACAGGAGUCAAAGAAGCAAUAUUUGGACCUGCAAAUGAGACUGUGAGGUUUAAUGCAGAACUAACUCAGAGUUCUUCUAAUAAUUUGGUACCAUCAGAUAUAAUCCCAGAAUGUCAAGUUGGAGUUGGAGCUAAUGCAAACCAGUCUACAAUUCACAAAGUUAGCAACCAUUUGGAAAAAGCCUCAAAAUCCGAUUUAAAGUGUGAAUCUUCUGACGACAGAAGCGUUGAAGCUGAAUCACCAUCAACCUCUGAGACGAGUCAAAGUGUCACUUUGCCAUUGGAAAUAUGCCUCGCAUAUCAGCCUACAGAAGACUUGUCAUCGUCCAGAGAUACAAAUAAGAAAGCUGACUCAGAGGCACCAAAACACACUCCAGGAACAAUUCAAAGACGGCAACACCUCCCCAAAGUCAAACCCGCUUUGAGGUUCCCCGCUAGAGCGAUACGCUCAACAUCGCAGUCAAAAGAUGGUGGUGAAUCCUUUAAUAUAACCUCAGAAUGUCAAGUUGUAGAAAAAAAGAAGAAAGUUGUCAUGGAAACUGAAGAAAAGAGCAAUGAAGAAGGCUACAAUGCUCCUUGUCAGGACAAAAAGGAGGAUAGGACCUACUUGAAAUCUGAUGACCAACAUAUUGCUGCCGCACCCUCAAACACACAGCUGCUUCAUCAAGAUACUGUCCCGGAACAUUCUAAAACUGUACAAACCAACAAAAUGAUGACAGAGACACAGCCCCUUCAAAGCGCUAACGAUCCGCCGUUGCCAAAAACCACAGCAACUCGAAGAAGCAGACUUGUCAAACCCAAACCCAACCUUGGAAAAAGUGGUCGUCAGGCCCGACAAGUGGCAGCCAAAGCAGAUUCAGAUGCUGUCAAAGCGCCUGGUUCUCAAGAGAUCUUGCCUGAGCCCGUGCAGCCAGUAGAGGGUGCUAUUGGGCUAUCGGCAAUGGAGUGUACCACCCAGGAUGAAUCCACGUCAAGCACCGGACAGGAGCAGACUUUUGCAAGUCUCUCAAUACUUCAAGACGCACUGUCAGUACCCUCGGAUCCCGACGAACCGUUUUUCAUCCUAUCCCUGACUGAGAUACCCGUUGACACCGUCGAGGAGGUGUUGAACCCCAGCACCCAGCUGCCUCCUUUCAUCUGUCACCCAAAUCAGUCAGUGCAGCAAAGUCUUGCUGUGGAGAAUGUGAUAGCAGGGCCAGAUGGUUCAACGCCUGAUGUCCUCGUGUCCACCGAACAGACGGCAACCACCAUGACUCCAGCCAUUGUGGAUCCUGUCGCCCCACCAGAGCGCCACCAGGGGUGUGCUUCGGCCGGACCGUCGAGCACAGCAAGUUCUCCCAAAAGGAAACCCAAAGGUUUUCUCUCCUUUUUGUCAAGGACGCCCAGUGUGGGCAAAGCUGCUCCCAGACGCUCGCGGGGAAAGAAACCCACGACAACCACGCACCCACCGGCGGAGACCCACUUAGCCGCGGCUGAGCUUAGCAGCGCUCCACAGCGCCACCUCCGCCUCCACGCCAACGACGACGCUCCCGUUGCGCCGUCGCAGGUUUCAGCGUGCGAGCGCGACGACGGCGAGGCGGUCCAGCAGGAGCCCAGCGACGUGUCCCAGUUCUUCUUAAGUGACAUAUUUACUGAAGUCUAG
Nerophis lumbriciformis (worm pipefish) is the source of this 11764-nucleotide messenger RNA. RefSeq lists its product as uncharacterized. Lineage: Eukaryota; Metazoa; Chordata; Actinopteri; Syngnathiformes; Syngnathidae. Gene Ontology annotation, cellular component: transcription factor TFIIIB complex. Gene Ontology annotation, molecular function: TFIIIC-class transcription factor complex binding. The record is from RefSeq and is a predicted model, not a curated record. Gene Ontology annotation, biological process: RNA polymerase III preinitiation complex assembly.